AAUAAUAAUAAUAAUAAUAAUAAUAAUAAUAAUUCUAUUAGCUCUCUGGGUUUGGACCUAGCUGGUGGCGCCAUGGCCAAGCCCACCAAGAAGGUGGGCAUCUUGGGUAAAUAUAGGACCCGCUACGGCAUCUCCCUGCAGAGGAUGGUGAAGAAGAUCGAGAUCAGCCAGCACACCAAGUACACCUGCUCCUUCUGUGGCAAGACCAAGAUGAAGCGGUGCGCUGUAGGCAUCUGGCACUGCGGCUUCUGCAUGAAGACUGUUGUGGGCAGGGACUGGACCUACAACACCACUUCUGUCACAGUGAAGACUGCCAUCAGAAGAUGGAGUUGAAAGACCAGUAGAAGUGCAAUAUUACUAGCCUGUAAUAAAUAGGUUAAUUUAUAUAAAAAAUAUUGGAAAUGCAUUAACAACUUAAGCCUAGUGUGGAAAUUCCAUCAGUUCAUUAAUCUGAAAGCUUAAAUGCUUAGAUUAAAGGAAUAUAUAUACUCAGAAUUGAAGUCUAUACAUUAACCUCAGAUAUGA
This is a messenger RNA of Erinaceus europaeus (western European hedgehog), 525 nucleotides long. Its product is annotated as 60S ribosomal protein L37a-like. Gene Ontology annotation, molecular function: structural constituent of ribosome. The transcript has a single exon. Lineage: Eukaryota; Metazoa; Chordata; Mammalia; Eulipotyphla; Erinaceidae. Gene Ontology annotation, cellular component: ribosome. Gene Ontology annotation, biological process: translation. The record is from RefSeq and is a predicted model, not a curated record. The coding region runs from base 73 to 333 and encodes 86 amino acids.